Pisolithus orientalis is the source of this 1980-nucleotide messenger RNA. Its product is annotated as DUF974-domain-containing protein. Gene Ontology annotation, cellular component: TRAPPIII protein complex. Lineage: Eukaryota; Fungi; Basidiomycota; Agaricomycetes; Boletales; Pisolithaceae. The transcript is spliced from 5 exons. The coding region runs from base 1 to 1980 and encodes 659 amino acids. The record is from RefSeq and is a predicted model, not a curated record.
AUGACAGACUUCGAUGGACAAGGACACCCACUAUCUCUGAAGGUCAUGCGUGUUUCCCGACCGGGACUUGCUAGCGCUUGGGAGCCUUUCUACUCCAGCUCCUCCUCAUUCUCCGCUCGUUCUACCGCCUCGAUUCUCUCUUUGCAAGGGAAGACUCCGUUACCUGGUCAUCCGAAGACCCUCCGCGAUCUAUCGCACGCGUCAGAGUUCCUCGCUCUCCCCGUCGCAUUCGGAGCCAUCCAGCUUGGCGAGACAUUUUCCAGCUGCAUAUGCGUGAACAAUGAGGCGGCGAACACCAAUAUAGAGGGUGUGAGCGUCAAGGUGGAAAUGCAGACCGCUAAUUCCAAAGUUUUGUUAGCUGAAGUUGGCAAAAAAUUGGCGGUUGGAGACGUUCUAGAGGUUGUCGUUCAUCACGAAGUAAAGGAAUUGGGCCAGCAUCUAUCGUCUCCCCCCGGGCUCCGCCACCAUACACCAUCGGGACCUACUGCAGAAGGUGCAGGUGACCCAAGCCUGCAGGGUUUCCGUAAAUACUAUAAGUUCGUCGUCACGAACCCCUUGUCUGUCAAGACGAAAGUUCAUGUCCCAAGAUCCCCGUCGGCGCUGCUGGAUCCCAUAGAACGCGAGAAGGUCUUCCUCGAAGUCCACAUUCAAAACACUACACAGGAACCGAUGUGGUUCGAACGCAUAGAUCUCGAAUGCGCCGAGGACUGGACUGCAACAGAUAUGAACCAAAUCUUCCUAAUCACUGGCACGGGUGACACUGAGGGCGCUGAGGAGAGCACCCCACUGUUUUCUGGGUCGAUGGCUCUCAUGCAACCUCAGGCAACUCGGCAGUAUAUAUAUGUGUUGUUACCGACUACUAUCCCGACCUUUCCUGCACCGGCGCAGCCUGGAUCCGUCAUUUCUCUCGGUAAAUUGGAUAUUUCGUGGCGCACACAUUUCGGUGAACCUGGUCGCCUCCUCACGUCCGUAAGUGACCCAUACUGUGCAUGCUUCCUCCUCCCCCCGUCCUUCACUUACCACGCACUCACGUUGCUGCAGAUGCUCACUCGUCGGGUCCCCGGUGCAUCACAACCACCACCACUUCCUGCCCUCCCUUCUCCACAGCAGCCCGCUUCGGCUAUUCCGCCGUACCUACAGCGCGUGGGCACGCCAUCAAGCCCUCGUUUACAUUCUCCACAGUUGCCUCCAUCACGAUCAGCAUCCCCAGGGCCUCAUAGACCAGCCUCUCCCUUCCGCAACCGACCUGUUGUACCCAUUCCUCGGCCUCAAUCACCCGCGGGAUCGAUCGUCAACACUGCUGCUCCGGCGCCUCAAGCUUUUCCAUCAGUAAUUGGUCCGGAGCAAAUAUCUGACGUUCAGGUGGACCUCGUGACUAUGCGGAAAGUCCAACAACCUGUCCACGUCUACGACCGUUUCACAAUCGAAUUCAAACUCACUGUCUCUGCUUCAAUACCCAAGGGAAUUCAGAAUCAGACGGUCUCGAUCGUGGUGCAGCACCUCCGACCUCCGCGUGCUUCGAGUGCCGCGGAAUCAUCGGUUGCGAAUUCCAAUAGAGAUCUCAUGGGAGGGUUCUCGACUUCGUCACAGGUCAGGAAUGCACCCACUGUCCCUGAUCGCCUCCUUGCGACUUCGUCCUUCCGUGCAAAUCAACUCCGGACGCAACAAUCUCUUACCGCUGUCACCGAUGCACCCUUCGUUGGACCGUCAUCAUUAGCGUUAGAGUCCAUAAAGUUAUGUACACCAGCGGCUCAGUCGUCAAGAGAAGACGUUCACCCAGCAGCAAGAACAGAGGGCAGCAGGCAGUUUGAGUUGACGUUCAUCCCGCUGCAAACUGGCUAUAUCUGUGUGGGCGGACUACGUAUCCUUCUCGUGGACCAUGAACUCUCAGAUACGGAGGCGAGCGUCCACCGUGUUGUGAAAGAACCCAGGACGCUGAGGGAGUAUGAUGUGGUAGGUGAAGUUUGGGUUAGUUCUUAA